Molecule: messenger RNA, 2481 nt
Organism: Trametes versicolor FP-101664 SS1
Lineage: Eukaryota; Fungi; Basidiomycota; Agaricomycetes; Polyporales; Polyporaceae
Exons: 2
Coding region: 1-2481 (826 amino acids)
Source: RefSeq, a predicted model, not a curated record
AUGUCGUCCCCUCUCCAGUCGCACCCGGACUCCUCGCCUGACAGCGCUGCUGAUGCUGUGGCUGCCCGCUCGCUCUGCCCCUCCCCGGAUUACUUCGCGGAGCCGCUCCCGCCUCUUCCCUCCCCAGCCACGUAUGAAUCAAUUCCGUCUCCGCCUCCGAACCCCCCGGUGCUCAGGGCUCGUGCCAUGACGCUCUCCACACCCUCGAUGAGCACUGCUACGGUGCGCACCGCAGAGGCAGGUGAGCUCUUUGAGCACGCGGCGGCUCGUGCGCAGGCAAUAGCCUCGGGUGGCGCGCAUCCCGAGCGACUCCUCGCGGCCACUCCGACCUUCGAGUUCCCCUCUAUCGGACCGGGCUAUGUUACCCCUCCCCCUCUCCCUGCACCCGCAACCGUGACGGGCCUCCACGCGCAUGCGGAGAUCGCGACGCCCCAGCCCCGAGGAGCUGCUCCGGUGGCGGCGAGGCUGGCUGAGGUGGCAGCAGUGGCGCAGGAGGCCCAGCCGACUCGCAAGGACAAGAAACGCCAGCGCAUCAACACUCCGUCGCCGUCUCCGUCGCCGGCGCCGAGCUCUGUGAGGCAGUCUGGUGCGAUCCGUCGCUCAAACCAGAUCCUCAGAGGACGGGCUGCCCUCUCGCACAGGCAGUAUGCACUUGCGCCAUCUGUCUGGAUGUCGCCGGGCUCGUCGCACGGUCGUCUUGCUCCCUCGGCAGCGGCCGCGAUCUCGGAGGCCCUGCUCCCGACUGUGCAGCCGGUGGCUGGCCCAAGCAGGAUCCCAACGCAGCCCGUCGCAGGCCCUAGUCGACUCUCGCAGCCGCGGCGCAUGAGGACUGCGGAACAGGCGGCUAGACAGUACAACGGCGCGGGCACCCGCCUCGGAGUCGUCGACGAGUCGAUGGCCCCGGAAGAACCGAUCUUUGAGGACGACAUCGACAUCCCCCUUGAUCUCACGCCGUCCCCGGGGCUUGAGACGUUCGCCUUUGAUCUCCCGCUCCGUCCUCUCGUCGCUGAAAGCGCGCGCUUGCACGAGACGUCCGGCAGAACUGCGACACGCGCGACGGGAGAGGGCAGCAACACCCAGAGCAUGACGGACAACGACUGGGAUGCCCUCCUCUCGCCGAACGACGACAAUGCUUCCCUACCCCCCAUCCAACACCAGCACGCUGCCACUGCUACUCCCACUCGGCCCUCAGCGCAGUCGGCUGCUGCACUUGCGGCGGCUGCGUCUUUCCAGAACCAGUCCCAGCCCAUUCCGAUCCCAGGCCAAGAUGGACACGCCCCGGCUGCUGGCUCCGCGCAGGGGACGGCAGCGCAGCUUGUGGCGCACCACGGAAUCGUGCCGGGUAACCCUGGGAUGGGAGGAGGCAUCACGUUCACGCCUCCCCCGCCAGGGGGCUUCCCAGAGGUUCUCUUCUCGGAGCCUGACGGUGUGUUUCUUGGUCUGGCGCGCGCGCGCAUCGAGGCACUCACGGCCCCAGCAUCAGGCUCUGAUGAUGACCUCGCGGUCGUCCUCCAAGUCCACAACUCGGGCGCACCUCCGCAGCACGAAGUCCGUGCACUCACGUCUGCUAUCACCGCGGCGAUCCGCCAGAUUACGGGCGGACUCAACCCGCUCGUCAUUCCUCCGGAGCGCGACUGGACUCCGAGCAACGACCGACGCGCGAAUGCGCCUACGACAUGGGCCGUCGUCGGCCUCUCUGCUGAAGAGGUGCGUAGAAUCCUCGCCCAGCCAACAUGGUCGUCGACAACAGUGUCCUUCCACGUCCGCCUCCCUGUCAUCGAGAUCGGACGGUUCAUGUUCUCGGCGGGAGGCUUCGCCCACGACCACAACGGCAGCGUCCUGAACGCGGUGUUUGCGGUCUUUGUAGGGCCAACGGUCCUCCCCGCUAUCUUCGCGCUCGUACAGGCGAACCCGCGCUUUGCGAACGUCGCGCCCGAGGAGGCGGUGCGCACAAUCCUUGCCUCUCUUGAGGUACGGGUCUCCACCCUCCAGAAUGGAAAUCUCACGGCAGCGAUCUUCUGCGACUCCCCCACGCAGUCGAUCGCACGCUGGAGGGAGUGGCGCGACCUCACAGCGUCGCUCCCUUUCCCGAGCCCGCUCAACUCGACGGGCUUCGCGCGGCGCGCUGUGCCAUGCGCGGGCUGCCACGGUGGUGAUCACCCAACUCAUAUGUGCCCGUUCCAGGACGUCCCAGGAUGGAACGCCCCACCGCCGGGGACGACGUGGCGCCUCCCAGGUGCGGCUCUCCCUCAAGGAAUGGCCGGCCAGCAGCAGCCACCGCCUCCUCCUCCGCCGGGUGGCUCGGCGAUGACGCGGACUCGAUCGCAGUCGCAGAUGCCCCGCCGCAACAACCAGGCGCACCCCUUCGCGGGGCCCAAGCACGACAACUUCAACGGUGGAUCGGGCGGCUUCGGCCCUGCGGGUGGAAGGUCGGGCUUCGGGCCUGGUGGUGCUGGUGCGGGCUCGAGCGCCCUCGCGUAG